AGGAAGAGAAACUCACACAGUCACUGACACUGAGAGGAGAAAUGGCACAGAAAGGAGUUCAGCUGGACCGAGAAACCUUCUCUUGUUCCAUCUGUUUGGAUCUACUGCAGGAUCCGGUGACUACAACCUGUGGACACAGCUACUGCAUGAACUGUAUUAAAAGUUUCUGGGAUGAAGAGGACAGGAAGGGAAUCCACAGCUGCCCUCAGUGCAGGAAGACUUUCACACCGAGGCCUGUCCUGGAGAAAAACACCAUGUUAGCAGCUUUAGUGGAGCAGCUGAAGAAGACUGGACUCCAAGCUGCUCCAGCUGAUCACUGCUAUGCUGGACCUGAAGAUGUGGCCUGUGAUGUCUGCACUGGGAGGAAGCUGAAAGCCAUCAAGUCCUGUUUAGUCUGUGUGAUCUCCUACUGUGAGAAACACCUCCAGCCUCACUAUGAUGCAGCUCCAUUAAAGAAACACAAGCUGGUGGCCCCCUCCAAGAAGCUCCAGGAGAACAUCUGCUCUCGUCAUGAUGAGGUGAUGAAGAUUUUCUGUCGUACUGAUCAGCAGAGUAUCUGUUAUCUCUGCACAAUGGAUGAACAUAAAGGCCAUGAAACAGUCCCAGCUGCAGCAGAAACGACUGAGAAGCAGAAGGAGCUCGAGGUGAGACGACUAAACAUCCAGCAGAGAAUCCAGGAGCGAGAGAAAGAUGUGAAGCUGCUUCAACAGGAGGUGGAGGCCAUCAAUGGCUCUGCUGAUAAAGCAGUGGAGGACAGUGAGAAGAUGUUCACUGAGCUGAUCCGUCUCAUCCAGAAAAGAAGCUCUGAUGUGAAGCAGCAGGUCAGAUCCCAGCAGGAAACUGAAGUGAGUCGAGUCAAAGAGCUUCAGGAGAAGCUGGAGCAGGAGAUCGCUGAGCUGAAGAGGAAAGACGGCGAGCUGGAGCAGCUCUCACACACAGAGGAUCACAACCAGUUUCUACACAACUACCCCUCACUGUCAGCACUCAGUGAGUCUACACACUCAUCCAGCAUCAAUAUUCGUCCUCUGAGGUACUUUGAGGAUGUGACAGCAGCUGUGUCAGAGACCAGAGAUAAACUACAGGACAUUCUGAGAGAGGAAUGGACAAACAUCUCACUGACAGUCACUGAAGAGGAUGUUUUACUGUCACCACCAGAGCCAAAGACCAGAGCUGGAUUCUUACAAUAUUCACGUGAAAUCACACUGGAUCCAAACACAGCAAACACACAUCUGUUAUUAUCUGAUGGGAACAGAAAAGUAACAAGAAUGAAACAACAACAGUCUUAUUCUGAUCAUCCAGACAGAUUCAUUGGAUGUUAUCAGGUCCUGAGUAGAGAGAGUCUGACUGGACGUUGUUACUGGGAGGUGGAGUCGAGAGGGGCAGAGGUUUGUGUAGCAGUCACAUACAAGAAUGUCAUCAGGGCAGGGACAGGCAGUGAAUGUUUGCUUGGAUACAAUGACAAAUCUUGGGCAUUAUAUUGUGACAACAACAGUUAUAUAUUUCUGCACAACAAUGUCCAAACUGUCCUCUCAGGUCCUCGGUCCUCCAGAGUAGGAGUGUACCUGGAUCACAGAGCAGGUAUUCUGUCUUUCUACAGCGUCUCUGAAACCAUGACUCUCCUCCACAGAGUCCAGACCACAUUCACUCAGCCGCUCUAUGCUGGACUUUGGCUUUGCGAUGAUGGAGACACUGCAGAGUUGAUUAAAGUCAAAUAGAGAAGACAGGUUCAUGUUGAUCCCUGACCAUUAUAUGUACUUGUGUAGUUUCUAAAUGAGGCUUUACAUUUUAGAAGCUGAGAAGUUCAGUGGUCCAUUGAUGUGUGAAAAUAAUAUUGCACUGAUUCAAACUGUACUUACAUUUAUAUACCUUACAUCAAUAUAAAUCUGAAUUUGUUCUUAUGGCUGAUAAUCAUGUGAGUUUAAAUGAUACUACUCUUCAUAUUCAGCAUGUUUGAAAUCUUUCAUCAGUCUGGUUAAGCUGGGCAUACACUAUGUG
Molecule: messenger RNA, 1995 nt
Organism: Oreochromis aureus
Lineage: Eukaryota; Metazoa; Chordata; Actinopteri; Cichliformes; Cichlidae
Product: tripartite motif-containing protein 16-like
Exons: 1
Coding region: 42-1715 (557 amino acids)
Molecular function (GO): protein binding; zinc ion binding
Source: RefSeq, a predicted model, not a curated record